Molecule: messenger RNA, 2999 nt
Organism: Ornithodoros turicata
Lineage: Eukaryota; Metazoa; Arthropoda; Arachnida; Ixodida; Argasidae
Product: neprilysin-2-like
Exons: 1
Coding region: 9-2966 (985 amino acids)
Biological process (GO): protein processing
Cellular component (GO): plasma membrane
Molecular function (GO): metalloendopeptidase activity
Source: RefSeq, a predicted model, not a curated record
CGUCUGCAAUGCUCAAACGAGCGCUGCACGCAUCUGGAAGGUCUCAGUCCGGAUUUGAAAUCGAAAUGAAGCAUGAUGCAACAUCACGUCCUAGUGGCUUAGAUUUCCGAAGCACAGACAUUCUCACUCUCAACUCUUGGCAAUAUCCCGAAGGAACAUCCCCCACGGCAAUGAGUUGGGCACAAGAGCACUUGCGGGGCACAGCCUCCGGUGCAACCCCAUCACGUGUUUCCAGAUCUUCCAGUCCUGAAUGGCUCAAUCUGGACUAUCGAAAUUAUCAUGACCCCUUGCAUCUUGGCCAACGCACUAGUGGAGAGACAUGUGGCUUCUUAGCAAACUUGAGCUCCGGAUAUCCUCUAUACUCUAACAGCGACGAAGAGAAGGCCAGUGCCGCUACAGAAGGAUGGGACCAGACAGAGAACAGUGAACCCGAAAGCACCCCUGAGACGACAGAGGACAGGACGGUGUCUCAGGCCAAUGGAACAGCCCAAAGGAAAGAGCACAAGUCAAGUAUAUUACUUUUUAUCGCCCCUUUAUUCGCUAUGUGUAUCAUCGGGCUCGGUUCUUACUAUCUAUCUAGUACAUACAUCGAAAGAUCAUCCAAUAUCGUCCGCUCUAGAAGUCCCCAUGAAGCCACCACGCAAGCCUUUGAUGUUGGAAUCAAGAGCACAAGAAGUAUGGUACCCCCUCUGAAAGGCCGACAUUUUCAUGCGCCGGAGAGUUUCAUGGCGGAUAUUCAGUAUUCAACCGCAGAUGACGGUAACUACGACGAACUAUUUAAUAUGAAUACAAGCGAGGCAUCUAUAGGGGAAAGUGGUGAAACUGAUAUAUCGGAAGACGACAUCGCCAAUGACGGGGUGCACGCUACUGUUAGGUAUCGAAAACAUCACAUUCGGAGCACAAGUCCGGAGUUUAUGAUGAGGAUAGUUAACUACAGACGCCGUACUAUGCGUGUCACACGGAAAGCAAUGAGUAGACGCCAAGGAACACUGCGUUCAAGAAAAUCGAAGUUCUGUGCGACACCAGUUUGCGAAGAAGAGUCGGACUACCUGGACCGUUACCUCAACUGGAAUAUAAAAGCCUGUAACAGCUUCUAUGGCUUUGUAUGCACCCGUUGGAAAGAAAUGCAUCCUGUUACCGGAACGUCAACGGACGCACUGCUAGUCCAGAGAACCGAGAACGGUCUAUAUAACGACAUUACCGCGAGAGGAAGGCUUGAUCCAAGGCAUCAGCAGCUACGACAGCUGUUUGUGGCUUGUGGACAAAAGAUGUCGUCGGAAGAUUAUCGGUUAGAUUUGUCGAAUUACAUGUACAACCUAGGGCUUCGCGGUUGGCCUUUCGCACGAGGAACGAAGAAUACCCGUGAUGUCUGGAAGUCUGAGGGCCUACUACUCAGAAAACUCGGCCUUGCAACAAUAGCAUCUGUUGUCGUCGAUGCCAACCCCAAUAGCGACGACAGACAUAUAAUCGCAAUAGGAGAGCCUAGCCUUCUGAUCGGCCACUAUGACACUAAAUACAAGGGCUUGCCCGAAUGGUACAGUAAAGCGGUGAAGGCGACUCUAAGCCUCUUCAUUCGUGGCCAGUUCAGCGACACGCUGAAAGGAAUACUUGAUUUCACUGGAAAACUCGCUGAAAUCGCAGUGAACCGUGGAUACGAGUGCUUUGCCGCUCGCCGGUAUAAAGUGGUUCCCCUAAAGCAGUUCAGUCAUUUGACGCAGUUGUUGACGCUCGUGUUCAGAAACAUAUCAACAAUAAGUGACAAUACAAGGGUUCUCAUCAAGUCUGAAACAUACCUCAAGUCACUACGACCUGUCAUGCACGCCAGCACGCCUGCUGACGUUUUGAAUUACAUUGGCUUCCGUGCCAUCACGCACAUAUCACCUCUUCUUCGUGACCUAGAGAAUAUUGUGUCCGUUCAAAUGAGGGAGCUUACCGGUAUCACGCAAACGAAGUGGCCCAGAUGGAGAAGGUGCUUGCGAAUGCUGGAGCGCGUUCUUCCUAUAGACUACCUACGUGUCUUCAAUCGGAACAAACAAAGGCUGGACACGGAAACAGUCAUGCGGCCGUUGCUCACCGAGAUUAAGUUGACUUUCGCCAAUCAUAUCGGCGAUGCCACGUGGAUCGGCAGUGCGGACAAGGUAACGCUGAAGAAUAAACUCUCUCGCGUAAAAAUGGAAGACAUCCGAUCACUUUUAAGCAAAUUCCCCAAUCGUGGAUCUAGGGGUUCAAGUUGGCCUGCGAAAGACCACGGAAGAAUAAUCCCUAUCUACGAAUAUUUGGCAAAACAGUUAUUUCGAAAGAGACUCUUAAAGGUACAGCUUCCUCGCGACAUUGAAGCGAAAACCUGGAAGGGGUCAAUAUUCAAUACUCAUCCUACAGUUGACACGCAGUCGAACAGAGUCUUCAUGCCGAUCGCCAUGUUUGAUCCACGCUAUCUCGCCUCCAAGGAGUCUCUACUGUUCCAGAUUCCCCGCAUUGCAACAAAGGUGGUCGUCGCAUUAUUGCAAGCGAUCCACCAGAGCAACUAUCCCAGGGACAAGCUGACGUGGUCCGCCGAUACGUUGACGGGGUUCCGUGACGCGCAGAAAUGUGUGCAAAAACAUUACGAACAAAGGUUUGACGGACGGAUACGACGAGACAUCACGUCGGAACUGAACACUCUAGACAGCAUGUCAUUGUUGGUUGCGUUCAAUGUUUUUCGGAAGAGGGCGAUCCAGGUUAGCAGUUUUCUCACUGGAAAGAAUAUCACUGCAAAUCAGCUGUUUUUUGUAUUGUACGCGAAGAGUCUUUGUGAAACGAUGAGUGCUGAGCUGAGGAAGCAAACUGAGCAAGAAAAUGUGCGCGGUGCCAGUUACCACCGUGUAAACGGGCCCCUCCGAAAUUCGGCUCGAUUUGCGAACUCCUGGGGAUGUGCUCCAGGUGCCCCUAUGAACCCCACGCCUAAGUGCGCUAUUUGGAACACAUAACUGAAGCAUCAAUAAAUACCGUUUUCUUCCAGA